This is a messenger RNA of Capsella rubella, 912 nucleotides long. RefSeq names its product dehydration-responsive element-binding protein 2G. Gene Ontology annotation, molecular function: DNA-binding transcription factor activity; transcription cis-regulatory region binding. The record is from RefSeq and is a predicted model, not a curated record. NCBI's taxonomy places the organism in Eukaryota, Viridiplantae, Streptophyta, Magnoliopsida, Brassicales, Brassicaceae. The coding region runs from base 1 to 912 and encodes 303 amino acids. Gene Ontology annotation, biological process: positive regulation of DNA-templated transcription; response to stress. The transcript has a single exon. Gene Ontology annotation, cellular component: nucleus.
AUGGAAGAAGAGCAACCUCCGGCCAAGAAACGAAACAUGGGUAGAUCUAGGAAAGGUUGCAUGAAAGGUAAAGGCGGUCCAGAGAACGCCACUUGUACUUUCCGUGGAGUUAGGCAACGUACUUGGGGUAAAUGGGUGGCUGAGAUCCGUGAGCCUAACCGCGGGACUCGUCUCUGGCUCGGUACGUUUAAUACUUCAGUCGAAGCAGCCAAAGCUUACGAUGAAGCCGCUAAGAAACUCUACGGACACGAGGCUAAACUCAACUUGUUGCACCCACAACAACAACAACAGCAACAACAGCAACAACAAGUAGUUAAUAGGAACUUGUCUUUCUCGGGGCACGGGUCGGGUUCUUGGUCUUAUAAGCUCGAUACUGUUCGUGGGUUGGACCUUGGUCUCGGCCCGGUAAGUGGGUCACGAAGUUCUUGGUCAGGGAGAUCGAGUUUUCUACAAGAAGACGAUGAUCAUCAUUAUGAUCGAUGUUUGCCUUCAAGUGAUUCGAAUCUCUGUUGGUUAUUACCUAAACAAAGUGAUUCAAAAGGUCAAGAAAGUGUCGAUGCAGCGAGUGGCGGUGGUGGCUCUUCAUUAACGUUUUCGACCACGUUGAAACCGAGGGUGAAUCCGAAUUAUGGAUUAUCAAAUGGAGCUUGGUCUAGGUUUCUUGUGGGGCAAGAAAAGAAGACGGAGCAUGACGUGUCAUCAUCGUGUGGCUCGUCGGACAAUAAGGAGAGUAUGUUGGUUCAUAGUAGCGGCGUAGAGAGGUUGCAUAAGCCGGAGGUGGAAGAGGGAACAGGGUAUUUGGAAAUGGAUGAUCUUUUGGAGAUUGAUGAUUUGGGUUUGUUGAUUGGCAAAAAUGGUGAUUUCAAGAAUUGGUGUUGUGAGGAGUUUCAACAUCCAUGGAAUUGGUUCUGA